AUGACCAAGAUUGCCGCCAUCCUCCUUGUAGGCCGGGCCGCAGCCGCCAGCAUUCAGCCAUCCCCAAGGGCAGCCCAGACCUGCUAUGACACCGAGACGGCGGCACUCCUGUGCUACACCGCACCUGACAACACCCCCCAGAACGUCACUGUCGCCGAUGUGACGUACGUGGCAGCGUAUCUCCGCUCCUACGGCCAAGAGACCUGGGCCGGUCGCCUGUUCACCAUGGCCGCUGCCGAUACGCCGAAUUGCGACGAGUGGACGCUGUAUGCACGGAACAGCGUCACAGCUCUCGCCAAGCACAUCGACAACAAGGUCGACUCGUCGGUUCUCUUUGAGGACAUCGCGAACACGAUUGAUGGCGGCCCGUCGGCCACGGAUGCGCAGAAGCAAGCCGCCAUUAUCGGCUGCCUGUCCAACGGUGGAUCGCUGGGUGUCGUGUUCAACGCGACGAACCCGGCGUAUACUUCUACCACUUACACAGCGGAGGGCUACACCCCUGACGGCAUCAUGGUCAAGAUUGUCAACUCGGGGGCCUAG
Messenger RNA from Phialemonium atrogriseum, 540 nucleotides. RefSeq lists its product as uncharacterized. The coding region runs from base 1 to 540 and encodes 179 amino acids. The transcript has a single exon. The record is from RefSeq and is a predicted model, not a curated record. NCBI's taxonomy places the organism in Eukaryota, Fungi, Ascomycota, Sordariomycetes, Cephalothecales, Cephalothecaceae.